Xyrichtys novacula (pearly razorfish) is the source of this 19182-nucleotide messenger RNA. Lineage: Eukaryota; Metazoa; Chordata; Actinopteri; Labriformes; Labridae. The record is from the annotation of a GenBank genome assembly.
CCCGCAGUCUUUUCCUUCCACUCCAGCCCCACUGUUUCCCACGCCUCCACACCGCGAGCCUCCACAAAAACGUCCCGAAUCAGCAAAGAUUAGAAAAUGCGGAAACUGUCGAUCCAGCGCAUCGAUCCUUGGAAUUAUGCAUCUUUUAAUCUGGAUUAAUGUGAAGGAAUCGAUGAGAAAAAGAGGCCUCGAGUUUUUCCACUGGACUAACUGUACGGAGCGAAACUUUUUGGACGGUGUGAAAACACGGCGUGUUUUUUUAUCAUGUCAGUGAGACCGAGCUGCUUUUGAGUGACUUUUUUUCUCUGUUAUAGACCAGUUGGACCGUUUCCUCCCAGUGCAGAACUUUUUAUGGACUCUUUUCUCUCUGGAAACACGAUCAGACACGAUUUCUCCAUCUCAGGGGAUCCACGCAAGAAAGUGACGCGUCCGUGAACGCAUCAGGUAGCUAGCUAGCUCGUUAGCUAGCAUUCUAAGGUACAUUUUUAUUCGUUAUACUCACCUUUCGAAAAAGAGGCUCUUUAAAUGAACUACAACUGUUGAUGAAAAGUGUUUGUCUGAUAUUGAGCUGCUUGUUUUCUCCGAGAUUUUUCAGCCUUCUCGGUUGUUUUUAUUGAGUUGCGUUUACGUUCUCCUUGAUGCUCGGGAAUCUAAAGUUGAGAAAUGUACCUUUUGAUUACUGUGUGUUCACGGGAUUUUAGUCGCAAUGUGCAAACAACACUGAUAACACAGAACGUUUUAAUUUUGUUUUUUGAUGCUUAUGAGCUCAAUUAGGCCACUUUGUAUGGAAACUGACUUCUGAUUUCUAAUUUUUAACAAAUUAAAUGUGGCAAAUGUGUUAAAAAAGCAAAUAAAAUGGACAUAAUAAAGGCAUUUGUAUGUAAAGUAAUCUUUAACCAUAGCCCGCCAUUCUCCUAAGUCGGGUAUCGCAUUGAGAGUGACUCUAAGUGUGUUUUUGGACUGUGAAGCUGAAUUUUCCGAUUAUUCCUCCAGCACGUGAAGGCGGGUUAACUCCAGUGUUAGCCGAUCGAGCUAACGUCCAAACAUGCCGCAGCUGAACGGGCCGGACGGAGACGACCUGGGAGCCAACGACGAGCUCAAAGUUUUUAAAGACGAAGGAGAACAAGAGGAGAAGAGGAAUGUGGCCGCCGAACGGGACCUGGACGACGUCAAGUCCUCUCUGGUCAACGAGUCCGAGACCAACAGCAGCUCGGACUCAGAGGUGAGUUUUACAACGAUCGGGAACUUUUAUCGGGAUCCUCGGUUAACCGACUCUCCGAUCCUCCGCUCCUGCCCCCCCUCCGGUCUUUGUUUACGUUUGUGUUUGUGGUUUCUGCAGGCAGACAGACGCCCAAAGACAAAUCCAGACCUGGAGACCCGGGCCAGGCAGAGUCUGCUGUUUGAAGAGGGUAAGGACUCAAUCAGAACUUUCAGAUUCUGGACAGGGUCUGAGUGGAAAGAAGCAGAGGAACUGUUUUUUAUGGACCAUGAUGGUUUUAUGUUGAAUCACCAAUCUAUGCCAGAUGUGAACUGGAUCAGAAUCAGGACUGAUCCGGUUUAAAUCAUGGUCUUGAUUGACAUUUUUUAAAUUUUAAAGUGCAGUGAUUACAGAACUUUGUUUUGAGUUUGUUUGUACUUCUAGUUGGUGUAAGUUUUGUUGCUUGUCAAUGGUAAAAGAAAUUAAUCAUGUGACCAAAUAUUUAGGAGAUGGUCAUCAAUUCAUGGAGUCUGUGAAGGUUAGAAGCACAAAGGUGAAGGGGUUAGACAUUUAUAAAAAAAAAAAAAAAACAUUUUUUGAAUUUAGUCUGUCACAAGUUUGAUUAAAAUUGUGUUCAGACCAAAAAAGAUCAUUUUAAAUGAGUUUUAUACAUCGAUUGUGGUAUCUAUGAGCUACAACAUGAGGCCAAAAACCUAACAUAAAAGUCCACUAUUUUAGUUUAGAGGACUAAUAAAGUCAUCAUAGUAGUUCUGGGGUAAGUUGACCAUAGGAGACCACUUUUUUGUCAUGCUAUAUUAUCAAGAUUACAGUUCUGUUUACACUCAUUCUGUUGGUUUGCAGGGAUGAACAACAUCAUAAAAUAUCUGCAGAUACACUAGUUAGAGACAAAACUAGGAUUGACUUGAUGGAGUGACCCUAAAUAUGAAACACGGAUCAUCUUACUCCACUCUCCCAUAAUUGGUCUUUAUGGACCAUGAUGGUUUUAUGUUGAAUCACCAAUCAAUGCCAGAUGUGAACUGGAGCCUAAUCAAGACUUAUCCAGUUUAAGUCACGUUCUUGAUUAACAUGUUUUCUUUUUAACCCUAGCACACUUUCGCUAAAAUUAGUAACACCAUUACUAUCGCCAAAAUGAUAUACCCCAGAAAAGGUACUUGUCAUCAAAAUAGGACAAUACAUGACAAAGUAAAGUAGUUUUCUUUUAUUUAUAACUGUGCAAUGUCCAAAAGGAGGAAAAAAGUGACAUAAGGGGACCAUAUAAAAAUGCAACAAAAUAACUGAAAUUAGGCAUUCAUCAACAAAAAAUUUCUAAAAGAAAGAAACUGUAGACUUAUUUUCCAAAACUGAUUCCAAAACUUUGUUUAGAGUACUUCUAGUUGGUGUGAGAUUUGUUCGUCUCAGAUUUUCUUUACUGAACAGGUAACAGGAGUACGUUUGCUUCUGAGUUUUCAUCGUUGGAGUCUAUUCAGUCUCAGGUCCUGACAUUGUCUGGACUUUUCCUCUCACACAUGUCAUAUGAAGUGAGAGAUUAUCCACACUAAAGGGGUUCUUAACCCCUGGAGUUAUGCUGCAUUCAUGUGCUCCUCAGGAGGUCCCACAUGCCUUCACUGUAGAGUUAGGAAAUAUCUCUGAAGCUAUUACACUGGACCUGUUAUUAAACAUUUAAUGCCAUAGUAAUAAGUUUACCCCGUAUGGACAGCAAUUCAUGGUAAGAUUACAGUUUACAUUUGACCAACAGAACAUGGAUGAGCAAAAAGCUUCUCCAUUAGAAUAAAACCUUGUUAAUCAGGGAUGUUGAGGACAAAUAUGAUGUCUCCUGCACCAUAUCCAGGCAGGGUUAGUCCGUUUGGUCUGGUAGAGCAUGCAUAGAGAGGGUACAUUUAAGUGGAGGCAACUAUUGUCACAGAUUUACUGCAGACAAUCAUCCACUGAGCGCUUGUUUCGUACUUUAGCUCCCGCGAUGUUAGCGUUUGGAGACCGUCUGUAGAAACCAGCAGUCGCUGUAGCUGCAGUUCCACAUCAGAAAAACCUCUGCCCAGGUUUUGGUUUUGGUUUGUGUUCCCAUCGUUACAGAAAAAGGUUGGUUACACUAAAUCACAUGUGCAGGUGAAGUUGGAACCUUAAAUUGAAAACUUGCAGACAGGGGUUUGGAUUAAUUUGCUGUUUGUAAUGACACUUGAUGAAGCAGGUCAGCGGCACCGCUCGGUUUCUCUCGAAUCCACUGCAGAGGUCCAGAGGUUUGAAGGUACUGAGGCAGGUCAGGGUCUUUCUGGUUGUUUUUUCCAUGUCGAUCACAUUGAACCGCUCCAGAUGAAGCUGUUAUUUUUGCUACAGCGGCCAGUGAAACUUUUCUCACCGUUUUUCAACUUGAAAGCAUCAUGGGGUUUUUAUCUGCUCCACAUCUGCUCUGGUUGAAUUACAGUGUCCAGCCCUGCUGUCCUGAUAAGCUUCAUCCAAAUACCAGUUACUCACCACCAUCACAGGGUAACUGGUUCCACUGGUCUCACCAAAAGGACAGACUUGUUGCCCCUCUGCUAUGAGGAACUUUUCCUCCUCACCCUCAUGAAGGAACAACGUGUUCGUAUAGAUUUACAUGGUAAAGUGUCUGACCUCCUUUAUAGCGGUGAGUUGAGGUCAGACCGAGACUUUUAAAAACCUCUGGAGGAAACUCUGACACAUUCACCGUCUGAAAACAAAAUAAUUUACGUUUAAAAGCAUCAUGAAAAACAUGAAGGUUUUUAGUCUCUCUUGCGCCGUCAGUUUGUUUUAACUCUCGGUCAUUCACCGGAACUGACACAGUGAUUUUCCUCUGAAAUUCAACCAUGACUGGCGGCGUCCAAACAGAUUAAAGAGAAAACCUCCCACACUCUCUGAUCAGGUUUUUGAUAUCUGAGGCAGAGAUAUCAAAGGAUCGCUAUUAGAGAGUCGGUGAGCGCUGCGCCCCGCAAACACACCUGCAUUCCUGCUAAAUACCGUCAAACUUUAUCUCCUGACUUCAUAAUGAAGAUCUUUUAACUUUGAGCUGGGUCUAACUUUCUGAGGUUUUCUGAUCCUGGUAGAUCAGGAUCAGACCUGUUCUGUUGGUGUCAAAGAAGUGAGAAGAUGGUCGAGCGGUUAAAAGUUUGUUAAAACUUCUCAUUAAAAAAUGAUAAUGACAGAGUGUUAAAGGUGCUCUUUGUACGGGGGUUGUACAUCUAAUGUGUCGGAGCAUUUCCUUCAACAUGACGUGAGUUUUAGGGGUUGGACUUUAUCCGGCGUGCCGCCGCCGUUUCGCAGAAAUGUCCCAAACACAGCGAGCAGAAACUGGGUUCACUCUGAUGACUAAUGGAAGUUCUCUUUAUUUCCUGUUUUAUUCCAGGGUUGAUAAGCAGAACCAGAACCUGAACCAGUCUCUGAGUUAAAUAAUAAUUCUCUCUUCAUGUGUCUCUGACGUCAAUAUGUUUCUGUUUUCUCAGCUCUGAGGAGGCGACAGGAGGGAGGUCUCUUUGCCCCCUCCCCCUAUGUCGGCUAUCCCCUCUUCAUGUUCCCGGACCUGGGGAACCUCUGCAGCCCCUACCUCACCAACGGAGCGCUCACACCCGGCGCCAGGACGGUAAGAAGACAAAGUCACAUCAAAUCCACUCACAUGCAGAUGGUUAUGAUAGUUUUGAGGUGAUGACCAACUUUUAGCUUUUACCUUCACACCAACCCGUUCCUGUUUUUAAAAUCUGUUCUGACACUUUAUGGAGUCAAAUAUUUACAUGAAACCAAAAAACAUGAUCUUUAAUUAUAUUAAAUGUCCCUUUUCUUAAAAAAAAUCAACAUUGAUCAAAGUUUGUUUUGGCAGAUUUCUAAAAUCAAACUCUGAGGUAAACUUCAGCUCCACUCUCUUUGUCAUGAACUCAUUUGUAAACCUUUAAAUGAGAAGUUAUAACAGAAAAAGGACACAUUCAUAAAAAUAAAAAAAAACAUUUAUAAUGAACAGAUGAACAAAAAAACAUCUCCUUUAACAAAAUCCAAACAUGUGAGGAUGUAUGCAGCUCAGAUCUCCUCAAUCAGGUGACCUACAUCUGCCAAACCUCCAUCAUAUUCCUUUACUGGUUGAGGAAAAACAAGGAUGUAGAUUUGAAGGUUUUCAGGAGUCCACAUGAAGAAAACCAGAACUGAUCAGAACCCCUACUCCUUCUGGGAGUCAAAUCCAGUUUGGAAGGUCUGAGUCCGGAUCUUCAGACCUGGUUGUUUCGCAGAGACGCUGACAUCAUGAUAAUGAAGUCGUUCUCUCAGCCGCAGGUUCAAGCUGCUUCACAUUGUUUUGCAAAUAUAGACCUGGUUACCACUGACUCACCAUUGUCCUGAGAGCUGCCUUUGUGCAUUUAUGUGUGUGUGUGUGUGUGUGUGUGUGUGUGUGUGUGUGUGUGUGUGUGUGUGUGUGUGUGUGUGUGUGUGUGUGUGUGAGAGAGAGAGACAACAGCCUGCAGCCUGUUAUGAUAAGGUGGUGUGUGAUGGUACAGGGUUAGACAGGCCUGGACUCGGUCUGCAGCAGGAAUGAGCUCUGUGCUGAGCUGCAGAUUAGCUGCUGCUGCUGCUCCACGCUCAGAUUGACAGCCUGUUGCCCAAUUUCCCGUUCCCUUAAGCUUUCUGGAGGCUCAGCCCGGAUUAUCUGGAUACUGUCUGAUGGUUUCAUACAGUAACACUCAUCACAACUAAUCUAAAAAGUGCCUGGUUGGCACAGCAAGAGUGCAGAGAUGGUUCAGAAGAAGGCUGUGGAGGUCUGUGACUCACUGCUUCAGGGGUGUUCUGGUUCUGUUCUGACACACAUCCUCUGGUUCAGACAGACUCUGAGUGAGGGGUCAGCUAAGGUGGUUUUGGACGUUUAGGCUCAUGUGAGCUGACUGAAAUGUCUGAAGGGAUGAGAACUGAAGAUCUUACUGAUCUUAUUGCUUCUGUUAUCAAUGAUGGUGCCUUUAAAGAUCAGCUGAUCGUAGGUGCAGCCUCUGAUUGGUAAAAAAAAAAAAAUCAGGACAAAGUGGUAUCAGAUAAGACUUGAUCACUAAACUCUGUGCUUAGAAAUACUCUGGGCUGUGAUGUAGGGCUGGGCGAUAAACCAAAAAUGUACAGAUACCGAAAUUUACGACAAUAACCAAUGUCAAUUUGCCCAUAUCGGUACAUUUGGUGUCAAAAAACUCAAUAAAUCAAAGUUGGUUUUGGAUGUAACCGGUAAUUUAUUGAUGGUCCCUCAUUCAACACCCGACGUUGACAGCGAGGGUGCCGAGUAGAUUUAACUGCGCUGCUGUUGUUAUUCCUGGUUAUGGAGAGUGAGAAGACACCAGUAGAUCUUUAGUAAAUGUCUGUCAAAUAUCCAACCUAAAACUAACUUCACAGCCGUAUUUACAUGAAAAAACAUUUGUUGACUCGGCUGAUCUUUUUUAAAUGUGCACAUGUGACCCUAAAUACAUUUUGGAAUUCACACACAUCUAUUUUUAGUCGCUAAUACAAGUGAAACUGUCACACUGUCAAGCCCUGGUGUGUGUAGGUAGGCUAUGGUCUCAUGUCAGAGAUGUGACUCCGCCCCAUCCAGUCAGUAACAAAGAGGGGAAGACAGGUGAGGAGAUGGAGGACAGUUCAAAAGUUGUAGCGGCUGAAGUAGAGGAAGUUAAUGUGGGAGGGGGUGAGCAGCUUGUGGAGUAGUUAUCGUCCAUUUAUCGUCAAUAUAUAGUGAUAUUGAUUUGAGGCCAUAUCGCCCACCCUGACUGCAGUGCCUCCUCUGCUGCCUCACGCUGAUUUUGAAGAGUAACAGCCGCUCCGCUGCCCCGGCGUUGUCUUGAAGAAGCAAAAAUACUCCCAUGAGGUCUUGCUCAGGUGUGUGUCGUUGUGGAUUUCUGCUCAGGGUGGCUGUGAUUGCAGCACACCACCUCCAGUUUUACAGAAAAUCAUUUCCUGAAGUCGAAGCUUUUUAUUCGAUGGUCAGGUUACAACAAGGAGAGGGAGCUGAUUGGCUGCUGGACAGUGUGUUUGGAGCUCAUUAAGGUUCAAAUAUGAACUGUUUUACCUCGUGGAAACUCAAAUUUAGGACAAAAGUGAGACCUAUAUGUCCGUAUGUCCUCCUGGGGGGGUCAUUACAGUAAUAUAAACGUGAAAAACCUGCUGAGUCAAAAGUCUUUUCUGAGGUCUUCACACUCGUCUUGGUUUCUCUUCACUCUUCUGGUUUGUUGUGAAAGUCUUGAACCCAGACACGCACGCAUGCACGCACGCACGCACACACACACACACACACACACACACACACACACACACACACACUCUUUCUCACACCUGCAUUCCUCAGCUUUGUAAGGCCCUCCCCCUGUGUUAGUGGGUCAUUGUUGUCAUUAGCAGCUCCUGAAUGGUCCUCAUGCAUGGCUCCACAGGGGUGUCGUUACACCUCAUUAUACCCAACACACUGCCUGUGGCUUCUGCGGACACACACACACACACACACACAGGUUUCCACUGUGGCCGUCUGGAUGAUUGUUUGUGCUCAGACUGCAUGUUGUCUUGAGACAACACGGUCACUCCUCCUCCUCCUCUUCCUCCUCCCUCACAUUUCUCUGCACACAAUGGAGAGCUUGUGUACUCAAAGAUGGAGCGUUAGGUGUGUUUAUGGGGGACACAGGAGGAGGACAUGCGCCUGCCAGUCUGAAGGCGAGUCAAGGUAAACAAGCCACGGUUAGCCGGACGCUACCUGAACCAUAAUACAGGCUGUUUACUGUGAGAGCGGGCAGGAAGCAGGAGGCUGCAGGGAGACAACCUGUCUGCCCGCUCCUCGCUCAGCCCCCCCUCCUCACCUGACACCCAGUCUCUGUGGAGGGACUCUUCAACCUGGAUUAGGAAACAAAAGGAGGAAAGACAGAAAAAACAGAGAAGCAGAGAAGAAAACAGGAAAAGUGAUCGGACUGAAAAAGAGAGAGGAGACCUGAGGAGGGGAAGGAGAAGGGGGUCUCCAAAUACCCUCCAGAGAAAUUCAGAGUAGUAAAAAUGAGAAGCACAGACUCAGGUAAGCGUCCAGGUGAGUCUGUUCCAGUUUACACCCUCUCUCUGGUGUGUUUACAUUUACAUUUUUUAACCUGUUCGUGUUAAAGACUCCAAACUUUUCAGAAAUAACCUGAAGAAAAUCCUCCCACCUGUCCACCGCAGCGCUCAGCUCAGCUCAGCUGUUUACACUUCAGUGUGUGUGUGUGUGUGUGUGUGUGUGUGAGUUUGAACCAUGAAGUGUAGAGGAAAAAGAGCUGAGCUUACUCUAAAACUCAGUCAUGCACACAGUCACUCAAACACACACACUCAGGUGUGACUCUAUACCUGUGUCACACCCGAGCAGCAGUGAAUGGUCUGAGCAGAGCAGAGAUAAGCUGUAGGUGUGUGUGUGUGUGUGUGUGUGUGUGUGUGUGUGUGUGUGUGUGUGUGUGUGUGUGUGUGUGUGUGUGUGUGUGUGUGUGUGAGUGGAGAGACGUCAGGCGUCACGCUUUCAACUCCUGCUCUGUUGUAAAGGUCCGUGUUGACAAAGCCGACCAUCUGUGUGUGUGUGUGUGUAGCUGGGCUCUCUCUUGUUUAGUUAAAGUUGCUCCCUUUCAGCAGAGUGAACAAUCCCAGAAUUCCUCUGUUUACUCCACAUUGUCUCUGGAGUCUUAAAAUACCAGGAGGAUGACCCUGCUGAAAAAACAAGUUCAAACAUACAUACAUGCAAACAGAGACACACACACACACACACACACACAUAUGUCAUAGAUUAACAGUUAGCUGACAGCUCCUGAGUGGGUCUGCAAGAUCUGAACUAACCUCUAAACCGGGACAGAUGACUCACUUCUCAGACUUUGAGUUUUGGAUCAGGGUGUCAGGAAAACCUGACCCUGGAGUUUCUGAGCAGACCCCCCUGAGUACAUGUAACCCCCCUGCUGAUAUAUAUGCUGUUCAUUUAUGAGAUUUUAACCCUUUAACUGCUGAAUCCUUCGUUUUUAAUCUGAGCUGUUUGUCCUGAAUCAGUCUGUGCUGAACUGGUAAGGUCCUCUGUGUAGGGCUGAGCGAUAAAACGAUAACGAAAUAUAUUGAAAAUCAAUUUCCCUCAAUAUCAAUUUAAAACAUGGUCAAUAUGCUUUCCGAUUGUCGACAUUCUGCCAUGUUUUGGUAGACUAUACAAAUAACCAAUGAAAAGAGGAGUUGCUUAGGGUCCGCUUUAGGCCGAACCAUUCAUGUGCUGAAUUAGAACCAAGUAUCAAACAACUGUGUUGUAGCAGACAGCAGCUACACCCAACCAUAGCACUUAAACAGGUGAAGCCGACAGCACUGUUGGUGAGAAAAAAAGAACAUGAGUGCUACCCCGACAGAAAUGACCACGAAGGCUCAACAGAUGACGACAUCGUUGAGAACAAUGGUACGAAAAUGUCGGUGGUGUGGAGGUAUUUUGAUUUUUUGAGGCCGGACAUGAAGCAGAGUAAUGUGUACUGUAAAUUAUGUUGAGUACAUGUUCUCACAAAGUCGGGGAAUAUCUCAAACCUUUUUCCCCACCUGAAGCAGCGCCAUGCCACAGAGCAUGCGCAACUCAAAAGGUUACAAACCCCGAGAGGACCAAGGAGCCCAUGGCGCCUGUGCGGCCGAAACAGCUGACCAUUCAGUCCACUUUCUCUAGUGCAACGCCGUACGACAAAAUGUCUAAGAGACACAAAGACCUCACAGAUGCAGUAGAUUAUUGUAUUGGAAAAGACAUGCGACCAAUAAACACUGUUAAAUUUCAUUUUUUAUAUUGUGAUAUAUAUCAAUAUCGACUGAUAUGAAAAAAAUAUAUUAGGACAAACUUUUUUCCGUAUCGCCCAGCCCUACCUCUGACUAUCAUUUUAACAUUUACAGGGCUUCUCUCUUUCUCUCUCUCUCUCUUUCUCUCUCUCCCUCUCUCUCUUGCUCUCUCUGUCUCUCUCUCUCUCUCUCCCCCUCCCCCUUAUUACACUCUUACUUUUCAGUGCAGUCUUUCGUAAACUGCAGUCAGCCUAAUAAGUUCCCCCCCAGAGUCACACACUGAUUUUAUGCUUCCCUCAGUAAUAGUCUCUGAUUGUGCAGGAGUGUGUGUGUGUGUGUGUGUGUGUACAUAGAUUUCCUGGUAUUUCCAACAGCUGGAUCCAGUUAGUCUCUCAGCCAGAGCUUCCUCGGGCCUCAGAGCGGGGGGAUGAGGCUGCAUUGUGGAGUAAAAUCUGUGUGUGUGUGUGUGUGUGUGUUCAUGUUCAGGAGGGUUCGAAAUAGUCAUGGGGGUUUUCUCCAGCAGAACAGGGACGUUUGCACAGGCAGGUUUUUGAACGUGGUCUUUGGAUCAGAAUAAUUCAGAGUGUUUUAGUCCGGCUGUAAUCCAGUCCCUCUGUGGACUAAAAAACUGGUUCCUGUGCAGAGAAAUGAAAUUCCUGCAGACUUCUCCAAACCCUGAUCCACUUCAGCAGGAGCAUCAUCACCAUAUUUAUAGGCAGGAAACAGCAGCCUGACCUCUGACCCCUGUUUACCAUAGACUGGUGCUGCUGGGACUGCUGAGUAAACCGUGUCCUGAUCAGUUCAUGUUUACAGUUUUAAUGAUCUGCCCUGAUGUUCCUGGACUUAACACCGGACCCCUUUAGAGACCAGAGGAACGACAGUUGUUCUCAUUGGUGGAUUGGUGUUUCUUUAAAGGCCGCUUCCGCAGUCCAGUCCUCCACCUGUCUCCUCUCUGCUCAUUUCAUCCUCAUCAGUAUGUGUUAGUGUUGUGUAGUUCAUGAACGAUUUGUUCGAAAGAACUGCUGAGUGAACGACGUGAACGAAAUCACUCUGAGACCUGAUUCGUUUCUUUCUCAGUUCAGUUGAGCUCAGCCAUGAGCCUGACGUGCCGGUUGGGAGUGGAACUGCCACCUUUGGCUCUUUGAUGAACAACACACAGAGCGCAGGCGGGCAGACUCCCAUGAUUUGCUCAAAGCGAAUAAACAACAUGUGUCAGUCAGACUGUGAACAAAACAAACGACUUCUGAACGACAUAAUGCAGGCAGAGGAGGGAGGGGUGUAGUGUCGUUCAUUUCCUGCAGAGCAGCGGUUCGUUUACUGAGGCUCAGGCUACGUUCGCACUGCAGGUUAUGAUGCACAAUUAGGAUUUUUUGUUAAAUCCAAUCUGUUUGUGCGGUCAUUCACAUUACAACAACAAAUGCGGCAUCUAAUGUGAACGGAAUGCGUCCGUGAAGUGACCCACAUGCGCACAAAGCACAAAUUGCUUUCCGCGCCUGUUUGUGUUGUCGAACAGUGGUGACGUUUGUCGCAUAUUGAUGACGUAUAGGUCGGAUGAACACGACCUGACCAUCCACACUGCAGUCACAUCGGAUACAUAUCCGAUUUAUAUCCACAUACAAAAGAGGCCUGGGUCAGAUUUGAAAAAAUCUGAACUGCACUGUUCACACUUACAUGAAAAAAUCAGAAAUGUGUCACAUAUGGUUAAAAAAUCGGAAUUGACCUGCAGUGUAAACGUAGCCUAAGAUAAAACAGGUUACUGGCAGGAUGAGGCUCCGAAGCACUAACUGAUUUAGUGAACAAAUCUUUUGAACGAAUCGUACAGUGAACGGAUUCUAAAGAUUCAGUACAGUCCUUUGACAUUUGUUUGGAAAGGACAACUGGACUUACUUCAGACGUAUCGCCCUAGUCACUGAUUCAGUGAACGAAUCUUUUGAACAAAUCGUUUCAAUGAACAGAUUCUUAAGAAUUAGUACAGUCCUUUGACAUUCGUUUCGAAAGGACAACUGGACUUACUUCAGACGUUUCGCUAGAUGAAAGUCAGAAUUAUGAACAAAUCUUUUGAACAAAUCCUGUCAAUGAACAGAUUCUAAAGAUUCAGUACAGUCAAAAGAACGGCUAAAGAUCUGCCUCAGGAUCUGGCUCAUGGCGGUUAUUUUAGAUGUUGUGUUUCUCCACCAGCAUGACGAUCACUCUUUAAGUCAAACUCAAGUAUCAGGGUCCACCAGAAAGUUCACACCUUCCCUGACCUCUCUAAACCGUCCAAUCAGAGGACAGAGUCUGGUCAGUGUGAGACCUCAGACCGCCCUCCUUUCUCCUCUGUUCAGGGGUCAGAGGUCACACAUGUGAGUCUGUUGACGUCACUCACAGUUCAGUGAGCCCCAAAGGCUUCUUUUCUGUGUGUGUGUGUGUGUGUGUGUGUGUGUGUGUGUGUGUGUGUGUGUGUGUGUGUGUGUGUGUGUGUGUGUCCCAGUUUCAAAGGACAUGGUAGUUUCUGGGUGUAAAUGUGUGGAGGGGACUGGGGGGACAGGGCGAGGUAAACGCUCUGGACUCUGUUCUUUGUCUGAGUUGAGAUGCAGAUACCCCCCCCCACACACACACACACACACACACACACACACACACACAAUCCUCAAACUGAGCAUGCUCCUGAGAUGUUCAUUAUGUUUAAAUGGACGAGUGUGUGUGUGUGUGUGAGAGUGUGUGUGUGUGUUCAUUUGUUGAUAUGGGUGUGUGACUCUGUGUGUGUGGGUGUGUGGGUGGCUGUGUGUUUGUGUCGGUAGCAGGAAUGUCAACAUAUGUGAGAUGAAUCAGAUCAGAGCGUGUUAUCUCACCUGGUAUCAGGUGUGCGGAUCGGCUUGAACAACAAUAUCCUGCUCUGUCCGCCGUUUCUGGAAGGUUCUCCUCACGUAGAGGAAAAAAAUCCUGUUAAGAGGAGGUUCAGGGUUCACCAGAAUUUCCUCUUCUAUCACCAUGACGACCAUGAACCCAAGAAAAGUCUGUGAAUAUUUACAGAAUACAGAGUUAUUUAAAGAGGAGGAGGAGGGAGGUGUGUUUUUGUGAAUCUGAGGCGGCGUUAGCAUGACAAGAUGAAGACGCUGUAGUGUAGAAUUCCUCAGGCCAUUAGGUGCAUAGGACCAUAUUCCGGGUGGUGAAGUCCAUGUGGACCCACUCAGGGAUUAUUACCUCUGCCAAGGAGGUUAUGUUUUCGGUAGCGUUGGUUGGUUUGUUUGUUUGUUUGUCUGUGAACAACUUUACAGAGAAAGUUACAGACGGACUGACCUGAAAAUUUCACCAGAUGUGCGUCUCAGCCCAAGGACGAUCCCAUUACAUUUUGGUGGUGAUCCGGAUCGCCUUCUGGAUCCAGGAAUUUUUUGAAGGAUUCUUUAUCAUUGUGAGAUAGGGCAAAUUUGGGAAUUUUUGCAUUUUUCUCUAUAAAAAUGGUCAGAGUCUUCAGUAAAAAAUUACACAAAAGGAUCUUAAUGAGUUUUAUGAGGUGUCAAAGGUUGAUCCUGAUCCAGACAAAAUUCCGGAUACUGUGAUCCAGAACACACAAAAAUAAGGGUGUCGUUGGAAUUUUCAAUGCUGAAAGAUAACCAAUGUGCGGCACAGUGGUGUAGUGGUUAGCAUUGUCGCCCCACAGCAAGAAGGUCCUGGGUUUGAAUCCGGGUCAGGGCAUUUCUUGUUUUAGGAACAUUAUGAACAGUGAACAUUCCAGUUUAAACACAAAUAAAAAUUAAUAAAAGACAAGUAACACUUAAAGCUUUGGUGUGAAUCACAAUAUAAAGGGGGACAUGAGCUGCUUGGCAGAGGUCUGCGCUCUCCGAGUGCUUUUGUAGUACUUAUGAGAGAUUCUUAAAAUAAACCAUAGAAAAAUUCAUAAAAAGUGAAAUGGUGGUGCAGAAGUCUACAUAUCACUUGUUGUGGGAAUAGUUUCAUUAAAGGAAACGCUCUCUUUCUGACGUCUGUGUUAAAGGUCUCUCUCUCUCUCUCUCUCUCUCUUUCUCUUUGUCUCCACAGUAUCUCCCGUUUCAGUGGCCUCUGCUCGACGUCCCCAGAAGAGCCGCUAUGAGAGACUCAGCAACUCCCACACACCUGGUAACUCUAACCACAUAUUUAACGAGCCUGUACUGAGGUGGUCCGGUUUACCGAGUGGUCCAGAACCAACUCUUUAGUUUCAGAUUUUAAAGUUAUCAAACCAGAGUUGAACUCUGAACAGGUGAAUGACUUGAAUGACUGAACAGGUCUUUGAUUUCCAGGUUAUUCCAUCAGAUAAGGCGCCGUUCUCACAGCCUUAAUGUUUUGAUUCAGAUUAUUAGUCAGAUAUUCGCCUCGUCUGCGAGAUAAACUUCUUCUUGUUUGUGUCGCCUUCCUUGAGUGUCGUGAUUUCCCAUGAAACAGCUUCCUGGAUCGUUUUUACUUCCUUCUAGAAAAUCUUAAACGAUGUCUUUCCUGUAUGUUUCACAAGUGGAGAGAGAGUAAGGGAGGACAACUUCCUUUUUCGGUCUGCUGAACACGGCAGCUGACCCCUCGCUGCCAUCACCUGAUUUCAACUAGAAAUAAAAAGAAGUAAAAAUACAUGAACUGUCCCUUUAAAACACAGACAUCAAACCAUCAGUCUGAUCCUGAUCAGUUUUUUAACAUUUCUCUAAAAUCUCUCAAGUCCUAAAUUGAUCUGCUCUCAGUCCUGAUCAGUCAGAGGAGCUGGAAUACUGCCCCCUGGUGGACAGAUCGCUCUGCUACACCCCCUCUGAGCUCCUGUCUUCCUUAUUUGUUCACAGUCUAAUAAUGUGUCCAUGGUGCAGCACCCUCACAUGACCCACCUCCACCCGCUGCUGCCCUACGGCCCAGAGGCCUUCUCCCCUCAGAGGGCCUCACCUGGUUUCUCACCUGACGCAGGUAAGUCCCUCCGCCGUCACUUUCUCCUCCCUCCUCACAGACUUCUUCGGUAACAUUUUACAAUAACCAUCAGUUAUAAAUGGUAAAUAGAGAGUUUAUAAAACUGUCUAUUAAUUUAAAAAAGAGCUGUAAGUUAAUAGUUACCAUUAACAAGCAAUAAAAUUAUGAUUAAUAAUUAGGGCCCAACCAAUAUGGAUUUUUUGGGGCUGAUGCAGAUUACAUAUAUAUAUAUAAUGUACUGUAGGCUACUGCUCUUCAUGCCGACAAGAAGACCGACUGAUCAAACUCGGACCAGAAAAGCGUUUUCAACAAGAUUCUCAUGAGGUCGCUGCACCAUCUACAGGAUAAGUCGGGAAACUUUUCAAAUGGCGGAACAUUUUCAAAGUGAAAUCGAAUCUUAUUUUCCACAUUUUAUUUCUGAAAAUAUUGGCAAAAAUCAGCUAAUUUUGGACAAUUACCAAGUAGUCUCAAAGUGGCUUCAAUUGGCCAAUUUCUCGCCGACAAAUCAGUCAGGCCCUAUGAAUAAUUUUCAUGUAUUGGUUUAAAUAUUGGUUGUAAAAGAACAAAUUUAAAAUUGUGUCAGUAGAACUUGUUGUGGUUUAUAUUUGGUUUAUAAACCAUCUAUAAACAUUACUGAGAUGGUUAGGGUUAGGUUUUUAAAAUUGUAAAAUUUACAAUUUAUUAAUGGUCUAUAGACUAUUUAUAAAUUAUGAUUCAACAUUAAUGAACUAUCUGCUUACCAUUUAUAAAUUGUCGCUUUUACCAUUUAUGUUAUGGUUAUUGUAAAGUGUUACCACUCCUUCAUAUUAUCUGAGUUGAUAAGUCUGACCUGUGUGUACCUGUGUGUUCUCACUUGUGCUGCAGGUAUGUCCAGGUCCCCCCACACCCCCUGCUACCCAGUCUCGCCUGGAGGUAUGGCUCAGAUCCCCCACCCUCUGGGACUGCUGUGAGUAAAACACAAAGACACAAACAGUUCGAACCUUUGGAAGACCGCAGCACAACUGACUCUGUGUGUGUGUGUGUGUGUGUGUGUGUGUGUGUGUGUGUGUGUGGGCAUGUGUGUAGGCAGGGACAGUCUAUGUAUCCCAUUGCAGGUGGAUUCUCACCUGCCGCUCUGGCCAUGAACCCCUCCAUGCCCAGGUGAGUGUUUGUCUCUCAGAAGGUAAAGACAUCUGUCCUCUAGACUGAAUUCAAACGUUUACCUAAUGUGUGUGUGUGUGUGUGUGUGUGUGUGUGCACCCUGCAGCCUGGUGUCGGGUUUCUCUCCACGUUUGGUGCCGACCCCUCAGUCGUCCAUCCCUCAUCCCGCCAUUGUCACCACGGCAGUGAAGCAGGAGCCCGCAGCGAGCAGCCAACCAGGGUGAGUCAUAGGAUCACAUUUAUUUCUGUUCGUUCGACGUUGGGUAAAAUCAGCUGAUAAAUCAAAACAUUAUCACCAUGGUAACCUGUGAUGUCACCCCGCAGGAAGUCGGCGUCUGACUCCCAGAAGCCAGAGAGAGAAGAAGAAGACAAGAGGCCACACAUCAAGAAGCCUCUAAACGCCUUCAUGCUCUACAUGAGGGAGGAGAGACCCAAAGUGGUCGCUCAGUGCAAAGUGAAGGAGAGUGCCACCAUCAACCAGAUCCUGGGACAGCGGGUCAGUCAAUGUGUGAGAGUGUGUGCAGAAGUGUAUGAGAAAGAGUGUGUGUUUGUGUUGAAGUGUAAAUGUUAUCAUUUUAUCAUUUAUCAUUAUUAAUAUCAUCAUUUUAUCAUUGAUCAUUAUCAGUAUUGUCUUACCACUAAUCAAUUUCAAUAUAAUCAUAUCAUAAUUUAUAAUAAGUUUUAUCAUAUUAUCAUCUAUAAUAAACAAUAUUGUCUUAUCAUUUAUCAUUAUCAAUAUUAUCAUUUAUCAAUGUCAGUAUUAUCAUACAAUCAUUUAUCAUUUUUAAUAUUAUCACUAUAUCAUUGAUCAUCAUCAAUAUUAUAAUUUUAUCAUUAUCAAUAUUGUCUUAACAUUUAUCAUUAUUAAUAUUGUUGUAUUAUCAUUUAUCAUGAUCAAUAUUAUCAUAUUAUUUAUCAUUAUCAAUGUUAUAAUUCAAUCAUUUAUAAUCAUCAAUAUUAUCACUUUAUCAUAAGUAUUAUCGAAUGAUCAUAUCAUUAUCAAUAUUAUUAUUUUAUCAUUAUAAGUUUUAUCAAUUUAUCAUUAUCAAUAUUGUUUUAUCAUAUUAUUAAUCAUUAUCAGUAUUAUAAUUCAAUCAUUUAUCAUUAUUAUUUUUUUCAUUAAUCAUUAUAAGUAUUUGCACAUUAUCAUUUAUCAUUAUCGGUAUCAUCAUUUUAUCAUUAUCAGUAUGAUAAUAUUAUCAUUUAUCUUUAUCAAUAUUAUCAUUUAUCAUUAUCCUUUUAUAAUUUAUCAGUCUUAGCAUUUACAUUUAUCAUCAUAUUAUCAUUAUCAGUAUAAUCAAUUGUACCAUUAUCAAUAUUAUAACUCCAUCAUAUAUUAUUAUCAAUAUUAUAAUUUUAUAAUUUACCAUCAAUAUCAUAAUUUUAUCCUUUAUCACUAUCAAUAUUAUAUCAUUUUUUAUUAUCAUAUUUUCAUUUGUCAUUAUCAGUACUAUCAUAUUUUCAUUUAUCAAUAUCAGUAUAAUCAUAUUAUCAAUUUUUUGUUUUCAGUAUUAUCAUAUGAUCAUAUUGUCAUUAUCAGUAUUAUCAUAUUUUCAUUUGUCAUUAUCAGUAUUAUCAUAUUUUCAUUUAUCAAUAUCAGUAUAAUCAUAUGAUCAUUUUUUUGUUUUCAGUAUUAUCAUAUGAUCAUAUUGUCAUUAUCAUUAUCAUCAUUUUAUCAUUUGUCAUUAUCAGUAUUAUCAUAUGAUCAUGCUCAGAAUGAGAAUCUGUGUUUCCGUCUACAGUGGCACUCACUGACCAAAGAGGAACAGGCCAAAUAUUAUGAGAUGGCUCGAAAAGAAAGACUCCUCCACUCCAAACUUUACCCCGGCUGGUCGGCCCGAGACAACUACGUAAGUUUAUCAGCUGACUCACACAUAACCACACAUCCUGUAAUAGACUACACCACAGUCUGUCAGUCUUACAGUAACAUUACGGUAAUGUUGUUUUUGUUCAGGGAAAGAAGAAGAAGAGGAAGAGGAACAAAAGUGAAACUCAGCUGGGAGGUGAGAGUGCAAUGAUGGGGAUGUUGAUGAUAAAGAUGAUAUGAAACCUCAGGAGGGGGGCGCUGUAACAUUCUGAGUUUAAACUGAUUUAAAUGGUUUUCAAAGAUCAGAGUUUCAUCAACAAAACCAGGACCAAGGAGACCCUGAGACCCUGUCCUGUGUCCUGUGACCAGCUGAUGUUUUCUCACCUGUACCUGACGUGUUUUUGUGUGUGUUUGUGUCUCAGGUCCUGAUGAAGACCUCCCCCUGCAGCUGAAGAGACCCCGCCCUCCCCCGGAGGAAAUCCCUCACACACACACCCCACACACUCAGCCCGCACACACACACCCCCGCUCCACACUCACGCAGCCUCACACCACCCCUCACCUCACGCACACACACCUGUCCCAGGCCAGCCCUGCCUCCUCGCUGGACUCCCCGGCGACGCCCACCACCGCCCUGGCAUCCCCCGCCGCCCCAGCGCCAACACACACCGAGCAUACACACUCCUCCUACAGCGGUCACAUGUCUCCGUACGGCGAGCAGCUGCAGCCGCUCUCCCUCACCACCAAACCGCACCGGACCCCCCACCCUCUGAGCCGCACCACCAUCACCCCCGGACCCUCCACACCCUCCUCCUCCUGUGACACCCCCACCCCCUCACCCCUCAUGGCCUCCUCCAGGUGUUCACCUCCUCCCCCUCCCCCUCCUCCCCCUCUGCCUUUCUUAGUCCCACCCCCUACCUCCUCUCACCAAUCAGCUGCCAGCUCCCACAGUGCCUUAAUCCAAUCACAGCCCUUCUCUCUCAGGAGAGCCAAUCAGCUGUGAGUGUCUCCUGAAAUCCAAUGAAAAUAAAUCAUGAUGUGUACCUCCUCCUCCUCCUGCUCCUCCUCUAACGCUGUAAAUAUGCCUCCUUUUUUAAACUUUUUUAUAGAUGGUUCACGUUUUAUAUUUAGUAUGAAAAGGACAAAUAAUUGGUCAAUAUUUGACUGCAACGCUAACUUCUUCAUCAUCAGACGGUGUAUUUUUGAAAUCUCACUUUUUCUACUUACUUUUUAUGAAUGAUCAUCUUGUUGUGGCACAGGGGUUUGUGUAUUCCUUUAAAAAUGUGUUUUUUUUUUUCUUCUUCACCACGUAGUAACGAAUGUUAAUCUAUUUUCUGGUUCCUCCUCCUCUCUGUUAAUAAAUAUCCACUGAGUUCUCAAA